Molecule: messenger RNA, 366 nt
Organism: Melampsora larici-populina 98AG31
Lineage: Eukaryota; Fungi; Basidiomycota; Pucciniomycetes; Pucciniales; Melampsoraceae
Exons: 3
Coding region: 1-366 (121 amino acids)
Biological process (GO): protein N-linked glycosylation
Cellular component (GO): membrane; oligosaccharyltransferase complex
Source: RefSeq, a predicted model, not a curated record
AUGUCGAUCAAAUCAUCCUCAAAAUCAACUGGAAAAGCUCAAGCAGCUUUACAAGAACUUUAUAAUUCCUAUCUCUCAGAUACUCCUACUUCAUUAUUACUCAUAGAUUCCUUUUUGGGUUUCUUAAUAAUUUCAGCUGUGCUUCAGUUCACUUAUUGUAUAGCCUUAACCGAUUUCCCAUUCAAUGCUUUCCUUGGGUCUUUCCUCGCCCACGUCGGUCAAUUUGUUUUGGGUGCAAGUUUGAGAAGUCAAGUGAAUCCUAAAAAUGCAGCUGAAUUUGAAUCAGUUACACCUGAGAGAGCUUUUGCGGAUUUCGUUUUCGGUUCUUUAGUUCUUCAUUUCUUUGCUUUCAAUUUCCUAGGAUAG